GCCAAGUGCGCCCAAUUGACCACCCCGCCAAAGCUGACUAAUAUCGUGCUCUAUUUCUAUUCAUACUAGGUCCGGCGGGCCAUGCCAAUGUACACAGUCUCUGACAGUCAUCACCAUCGGAAUCUGGAGAAAGCACAAGAGAUCCAUCUUCACCGUCACCAGACCAUCGCUUGUCAUGUCUACCGACAAACUGCCCGAGAAAUUCGGUGUCAUCCUCUUCCCAGGCUUCCAGCUCCUCGAUGUCUGUGGCCCUCUGGAUGCCCUCAAUGUACUCUCGAAAUCGCAUACACUCAAUCUCUCCAUCAUAGCCGCGACUCCAGAUCCCGUGGGGACGCAACAUUUCGCACAGGACCAGAAAGGUUCGAAGUUCAAUCAGUCUAUUGUUCCAACGCAUACAUUCGAUAAUGCACCUAGGGACCUGGAGGUCUUGAUCAUCCCCGGCGGCCUGGGCAACAGAAGUGAUGAGAACGUGAAGCCAGUGGUCGACUACCUAACAUCGCUAGGACUGGGUGAUUUAACGCAGAAACAUUUGAGGGGCGAAAUCAAGUGGAUCCUGACAGUCUGCACUGGGAGUGAGAUCCUGGCCAGGACCGGGGCGCUGGAUGGAAAGAGGGCAACGACCAACAAGAGGGCAUUCAACCAGGUCAAAGAGAAACACCCCGGAGUCAACUGGGUGACUAAGGCCAGAUGGGUGGUAGAUGGAGAGUUUUGGACAAGCUCUGGUAUCUCUGCAGGUAUCGAUCUGACUUUCGCUUGGAUGAGCGAGGUGUUUGGAGAAGAGACUGCGCAGUAUGUGGCUGAUCACAGUGAGUAUGAAAGGAACACUGAUCCGGCGAACGACCGCUAUGCAGAGCGAUGGGGCGCUGUUUGAGCUCUAGACUCACACAACGGUAUACCACAAGUUAUCAACAAAAUCUAUGCACCGAUGCAGGCAACUCAGUGAUUGUACAAACCAUAAACUUGCUUUGUAGCGACUCUAAAGGCAUCCGGACUUACUCAUGUGCUGACUCAAAUCCGCAAUGCAAGAUGACUAGGCUUGUCAAGGUCAGUGGCUG
This is a messenger RNA of Macroventuria anomochaeta, 1055 nucleotides long. Its product is annotated as DJ-1/PfpI family protein-like protein. NCBI's taxonomy places the organism in Eukaryota, Fungi, Ascomycota, Dothideomycetes, Pleosporales, Didymellaceae. The transcript has 3 exons. Bases 176 to 871 code for a protein of 231 amino acids. The record is from RefSeq and is a predicted model, not a curated record.